This is a messenger RNA of Stegastes partitus (bicolor damselfish), 2681 nucleotides long. Its product is annotated as protein-lysine 6-oxidase-like. The transcript has 7 exons. The coding region runs from base 123 to 1619 and encodes 498 amino acids. Lineage: Eukaryota; Metazoa; Chordata; Actinopteri; Pomacentridae. The record is from RefSeq and is a predicted model, not a curated record. Gene Ontology annotation, biological process: peptidyl-lysine oxidation; collagen fibril organization. Gene Ontology annotation, molecular function: copper ion binding; protein-lysine 6-oxidase activity.
GUCCUGUGUCAGAGCUCAGAGCGCACUCCUGCUUUUCAUCCACUCUCCAAAAAGCGCGCAAUUUAUGUCAUAAUCACUGACUUACAGAGAGGGAUUCUUUUUUUUUUUUCACUUUUAUUGCCAUGGCAAAAUGGUCACUUUUAUUUUUAUACUUUUUCCAAGGACUACUUCCCAUCAUCUUUGGGCAGCAGCGCACAGCUGGCCCCUGGCGGCACCGGAUUCAGUGGGAGAACAACGGGCAGGUUUACAGUUUAAUGAGCACUGGAUCAGAGUACCAGUCUCCGGUUCGGUCCAGAAGCCAUUCGAGGGUUUAUAUGAGCGGCAGGAGGGAUGGCACUGUGAGCCAAAUGCCGGGAGCGCACAGAAGAGCGACCGGACAGAGUGAAUUCAGACACUUCAGGACUGAUCACGGUGUAGCGCCAGGAUCCUUCACAUCUGUUAGACAGGUUGCGCCCGUUAAUGGUCGCUCGUCAGGGGCCCGUCAGCUGCCUGAGCGCCCUUACGGAGCAGGAGCUGCAGGUUAUGCAGGUGCACGAAGAUUUAACCCUGAAAACACUAACGCCAUCAACUCCUCUUCUGUGGGGACUUCAACAAAUUUCCUGGGCAGAAGAGGAGCUGCUGUCAGAGGGGCGAGCAGUGCAUUACACACCAGAGGAGGGGAAUCAGGGCCCGGAGCGCAAAACCAGCAGUUACGCGCGGCGCCAGAGGCGAUGCCUGUCUCCAGGCAACCAGCUCAGACGGAUCAGUCCAUCCCAGCAUAUCCCACAACUGUGGGAACCGAAUCUGAGGCUCCAGUUCCAUUUCCUGCACUUAGUGAGGAUGUUUUAAAUGAAGUAGUCAGUAAUGGUGAGGGCAUGGUUAACGACGACCCUCGAAACCCGUUUAAAAACCACAGGAACUCUAUUUUCUACAACAUGUAUCCCACAAGAGGGAGGUCAGUGGCCCGCUCGCAGCGUCCGCCUGGCACAGGGCACGGAACAAGAUACUUUCAAAAUGGACUGCCAGACCUCGUGCCAGACCCAUACGCCAUCCAAGCAGGUGCUUAUAUCCAACGCAUGCAGAUGUAUGCGCUCCGCUGUGCAGCUGAGGAGAACUGUCUGGCCAGGUCGGCUUAUGGACCUGCCGUGCGAGACAUCGACUUUAGAGUUCUCCUGCGGUUUCCACAGAAAGUGAAGAACCAAGGCACCACCGACUUCCUCCCUGUCAAGCCGAGAUACCAGUGGGACUGGCACAGCUGUCACCAGCACUACCACAGCAUGGACGCCUUCAGUAACUACGACCUGCUGGAUGUCAUCACAGGACGUAAGGUGGCCGAAGGACACAAGGCCAGUUUCUGUCUGGAGGACACAGGCUGUGACCCUGGAAUCAGGCGGCGCUAUGCCUGUACAUCUCACACACAGGGACUGAGCCCAGGAUGCCAUGACAUCUAUGCUGCCAACAUCGACUGUCAGUGGAUCGACAUCACUGAUGUACCUCCAGGAAACUACAUCUUGAAGGUUACCGUCAAUCCCAACCUCCAUGUUCUGGAGUCAGACUUCACCAACAACAUAGUGAGAUGUGAUAUCACGUACACAGGAAUUUAUGUUCAGACACGCAACUGUCGAGUAACAAGAGGUUGAAACAUUUCCUGUAAUACCUGCAGGAGUCUUGCAGCAAAAUAUCUCUCCCUACUGGACAGCACCAUCUGAAAAAAAAGUGCAAUUGGUAACAUUUGUAUUCCAGGUGUAGCUGUGAGCUACACUUCUGCUAUGAAGUCUUACAUUGCGUUUAUUGGUCAUAAAUGCAAAAUGAGUUUCCACCAAUUUUGUAAAUGAAACUAGUGAUAUCAUCAGAAUUACUUGAUUGUGUAUUUUUACAAAUGAUUUUUUUUUGUUGUUGUUGUUAUUUUGCCUUAACAAAUACAAGUACUGUUGUCAGAUGCGUGUGUUCUUUGAGUGCUGGUUGAUAGCUUAAAAUGUCUGUCUUGCUGCUGUUUGUUGUCCUUGUCUCGUUUUGCUGCUUUUUGUUGCUGUUAUGUGCACAUCGCUGGUUGUUCUCGUUUUAUUUGAAGGAUAGGAAGUUCUAUAUUUUGGUUGCAUGUUGACACAGCUCAUGAAAAGAUCGAAGUCAGCAGUGUGUAAUGGAUUCAGAAUACACAACAUUUUGGUCUGAUGAGAUGUCACAUAAAGUGCAGAGGAAGUUUUUACACACCAUCACUCAAACUGGAGUAAAUAGUGCGUUUUCAAGUGAGUAUUCAUGGCAGGCGGAUGGUGUACGUGGGAUCAACCAAAAUAGAACCGCAAUGCCAAUAUUCAUGAUGAUGAAGGAGCACCCGGUUAAACAGCAUGAAUCAUAAUGAGAGGAAUGCGAUGCAUCGAGCUUUGGAUGCACAUUGACAAUCAGUGCUGGUAGAAUUCAUUGUUGGUCUUUUCAUGGAAUGUGUUGAUCACAGAAAAAUAAAGAAUAUCUGCAUCCUUUAACCUCUUGGUAGUCGUAAUAGCAAACUGCCAGUAGUUAUUUUAUGUUAAAUAGUUAGUGCAGUAUGUUGGAGUAUGUUUUCAUGUAUGUGCAUAACUGAGUGAAUGCAAAAUAUUGAAAACUGUUUGUACUGUUAAAACAUUGUUGAAAGCCUUAUUACAUUCUGUUUGGUAUGUUGGAUUUGAUGCAAUAAAUAUUGAGGAGUUAGGAGUUUAUUAUGAGAA